Glarea lozoyensis ATCC 20868 is the source of this 1500-nucleotide messenger RNA. RefSeq lists its product as uncharacterized. Bases 1 to 1500 code for a protein of 499 amino acids. NCBI's taxonomy places the organism in Eukaryota, Fungi, Ascomycota, Leotiomycetes, Helotiales, Helotiaceae. The transcript has a single exon. Gene Ontology annotation, cellular component: membrane. The record is from RefSeq and is a predicted model, not a curated record.
AUGGUCAAGAUGAGCAAAGACGGCCUCUUCAAUUCCAUUAUGGAGAAGAAACUCUAUCCUCGAGCUCACGAGAAUCGGAAAAAGGUUUCGGAUCCAUCCUUCCAAGGACCGAGGAAAGCAUUCCUAUUAGCAUCAGCCAAAAGUUUUGUUAUGCUUCAAGUACUGUUUCUCGGCCUCUUCUCAUACAUCUUCGGAGCCAUCUACCACCAAAGCAAUCGCGUACAUAACAUCGAGAUCUUGUUUGUUGAUUAUGAUGGAGGGGCUGUAGGAAACAGUUUCCAGCAAGCAUAUCAGACACUCAAAGGGCCUAGCUUUCCAACCUUGAUCCAGCGAACGCCCACCGAAUAUCCAUCCGCCAUAAAUCAGAUCCAUCACGUCUGUAACGUAGACUACUGGGCAUCCAUCUACAUCGCCAACGGUGCCUCUCAAAGAGUCGAAGCAGCUUUAACAGGACUUGGCUCCUCCCACAAUCAAAGCGACAUAGCCUACUACAUCUGGAACGAAGCCCGCUACCCAGCGGUAGUCGACCAAGUCGUCUCCUCCACCCUCCUCCUCCUCUCUUCCACCGCGCGCAUCAUCUACGCCAAACAAAACUGGACAACCACAACCCUUUCCCCCACCGCCCACCAAACCUUCACCGACCCCUGGCACCUAACGUCCAUAAACCUGCAACCCACCGCCCAAGGCGCGCGUCUCAUCUACAACACCCUCGUCAUCGUCUUCCUCCUCAUCCAGCAAUUCUUCUUCCUCGGCACCAUCAACGCCCUCUACGAUGCUUUCCAGAUCUACACCCGUCUCAACCCACAUCGUAUCUUCUUCUUCCGCUGGAUGCUCUCCGCGAUCUACUGUCUCGUCGGCUCUCUCUGCGUCACUGGUGCCAUCUGGGCUUUCCGUUCUGGCUGGCAGGUUAAUGGAAACCAAUUCGCGCUGACGUGGGUGAGUUUGUGGCUUUUCGCGCAUGCGAAUUUCCUCACUCUCGAUGUGUUCACCGCGUGGGUACCGGCGCCUUUGGUUCCAAUGGCACUUAUAACAUGGGUGGUACUGAACGUCGCGUCCGUCCUCCUCCCAUUCGAACUCUCUAGCCCGUUCUACAAAUGGGGUUACGCCGUCCCAGCACACUGCCUCUACAACACCCUCGUCGACAUCUGGUCGCGCGGCUGCAACCCCGUACUCUACUACGCCCUCCCCGUCCUCUUCGCCUACGAAGUCUCCAGCAGUAUCCUCUGCGCCAUUGGGGUGCAUCGACGCUGUCACUACGCAAUGGUGAAAAUGGAUCAGGAUGCGGAGGCGUUGCAGGUGAGGAUUGAUACCGCGUUGAAGUUUGAAAGGAAUAAAAUGAGGGAACAGAGGGAAGGUGGGGAGAGAAGGGAGAGUGUGGAGAGUAUGAGGAGGGAUAGGGAGGAGCUUGGGGUGGAGAUUGAGAGGGAGAUGACGAGAUUGGAGAGGGAGAGGAGUAAUACUACGGUUGUGGAGUUUGGGCCGAGUUUUGGUUAUCAUUAG